Messenger RNA from Postia placenta MAD-698-R-SB12, 733 nucleotides. RefSeq lists its product as hypothetical. The transcript is spliced from 5 exons. The record is from RefSeq and is a predicted model, not a curated record. The coding region runs from base 1 to 552 and encodes 183 amino acids. Lineage: Eukaryota; Fungi; Basidiomycota; Agaricomycetes; Polyporales; Adustoporiaceae.
AUGUUCACCAAGACUUCCCUCCUCUGCGGCCUAUUCCUGGCGCUCACUGCUCUUGUCUGCGCUAAUCCCGUCGAGGAGAAACGUCAAAUUGGCUCUGUAUUUAAUUCGCUCACUUCGGAUGUCGGCUCCAUUGCUACUGAAGCGACCUCAGCAGCUGGGUCGAUCUUCACUGGCGCCACCUCCUUUGGUGGUAGCAUUGCCACCAUUGUGACUUCGGCGGCCGGGCAUGCCUACACCGUUGUCACCUCGGCCGGCGGUGAAGCCGUCACAUUGGCGACAAGUGGUGCCGGCGUUGUUACUUCCUUCGCGGGUUCCGAGUACACCGUCGCGACCAGCGCGGUUGGCUCUGACGUCUCAAGCAAGAUAUCGGUUGCAGCGUCGAGCGGCAUUUCAUCUCUGGUCUCUGGCGCACCUUCUACCUCUUCCACUUCUCCUUCUACUUCGUCGAACGCCGCCGUUGGUACUCAUGCCUUCAGUGUGUCCACCCCACUACUCGCCAGCGUAGUGACAGCGUUUUGUGGAGUCUUCUUCGGAGCUUGGGUGACUUUGUGAUGUGGACACUGCGGGGAUCGAUCUAUUAUUCAUCACGUCUUGUUGCUUUGAGGGUCUAUCUGCCUCCUACAUACGUUACCACACACUUCGACCUUCCACAUGCUUAGUUUUAUAUACAGCUUUCAGCACACGUUUUCAACCGUCAGGGAAAUAAUACGAUGACGUUGAUGAUGCAAUGCUC